CCUGGACUGGAAGGUUCCGUGCCCGAGCCCAUGGCGGAGACGGCGCCGGCGACGACGCUGGACAUCGACGACAUCCCCUUCGCCGACCUCCUCCUCAUCCUGCUCCCGCCGGAAGAGGCAGCAGCAGCAUCCGGCGACCACGACGACGACGAGGCAGAAGAUGGCCGCCGCCGCCGCCUUCUGGCCACCGUCUGGGCCGCGCUCGGCCCGGGCGGCGCCGGCCUGCUGGCCGUCUCCGGCGUCCCGCGCGCCGCCUCCCUCCGCCGCCGGCUCCUCCCCCUGGCCCGCCGCCUCGCCCUCAUGGACCACCCCUCCCGCGCCCACCUCCUCAAGAAGCACGGAUUGGGCAGCGACGUGCCUCUCAACAAGCCCGACAGGUCCGUCUCCUCCUUCGCGCGGCUCCUAAGGCAUGAUUCAGGGAAGCUCCGCUCCCCGGAGGAGGUGCCGGACGCUGUCGAUGGAUUUGGGCAACAAAAGGGUGAUGAUGAUAUUGAGAACCUUGGUGAGCUUUUCGAGGAGCUGGGUCUGUGCAUGAUGGAGCUUGGCGUCCUGGUUGCCCGGGCUUGCGACAUUGUUAUCGGUGGGAAUCAGCUCGAGCAGAGCAUUACCGACUUUGGGAGCGCAAAGGCGAGGCUCAUCCAUUACCACUCUGAGUUGGAUAACAGGAUCAUCAAGGAGAGGAGCAGCACAAAGAGGAGAAGCUUGGCAAACAAUGCAGCAGCAGCAGCAAGACCUUUAUCGGAUCACAUGGAUGCAGUUCAAAUGCCAGGGUCAGAAGAUGGAUCAUGUAUCGGAUCGAAAGAUGGGGCGGCCGUUGUAAAGCCAGCGGAAGAAAAUGAUUCCAAGGGUGCCGCGGUACAGGGUCAUGGCAGCGCGGUUUCUCUUGUGAACUUAUGGCAAGAGUGGCACUACGACUAUGGAGUGCUGACAGUCUUAACAGCGCCAUUAUUCUUGCGCUCUGCUCUCGGACGGGAAUGCCCGGUCGGCGAAGAAUGCUCUCUUCCUGAUGGGCACUCACACCUGCAGCUCUUCAAUAAAAAGAGGAUUUUCUCUGUGAGAUGCUCCCAGGAGAGCUUCAUUGUUCAGGUUGGGGAGGCAGCAGGCAUCUUGUCAGGGGGGAAGCUGAGAUCUACGCUUCAUGCUGUGAGCAGACCAUUAGGCUUGCCAAACAUAAGCCGGGAGACUUUCGUAGUCUUCCUACAGCCGUCAUGGGACAAAACUCUACCUUUCUCGGGUUACUCUUCUGCCGACGAGGAUGAGUCUAGUGAUCACAUGGAAUCGGCCUUCACGGGUGAUGGACCAGCAGGGUCUUGUAGUGAACAUACAUUGAUGCAGGAAAUUCUGAAGAAGAUCCCCCCUCUGAGGUCAAGGCUGAAAGAAGGCAUGACAUUUGCAGAGUUUUCUAGGCAGACAACGAAACGGUACUAUGGUGGUGGAGGCAUCCAACAAAACAGUUAACCAGAAGAAGUAUGGUGAUGGAAAUGUAUCCCAUACAAACCGAUAUGAAGUACCGAGUUCUACGCCAUGUAUGUUGAGAAUCCACUCUGUAAUUACUCCGUGUCACAGUAUGUGCUUUUUAUCUUCGUUGAUGGCUUAUUUUCUUCUGCAGUUGUGAAGUCACAGAGUUUUUAACUAGUAUUUCAACCUCAAAAGAGCUGGCUUCCAAAAUUUGUUGGUCCAAUAAUUUAAAUUUAUAACUUCAUUAAAACGAGCCGUGCUCCUGUUCUUGUGUUGGUAAGUUUAAGCCUCCUAAACUGAUAUUGAUGAUAGAGAUGUCGCAUCAACUCAGGAAACUUAUUGAGUAAUGAUUGGCAAUUAUUCAACACGAUGCUCACCGCUUCGCAUUCCCAGGCUGUUGGGUUCCUACUGUUGCAUCAGAUCUGUUUAGUUCAACCACAAGGCACGUUUCAAUUUGAAGCCUUCUUAAUCUUAUCUCACAUCUGAGGUGUUAAGAAAGAUGUGAUCGAUAUAACUGUAGCAGGAAAAUAUGUAUCACUCUGGUUCGUUGGUAACUUUAGCUUCCUAAACUGAUAUUGAUGGUAUAGAUCUCACAUCACACAGAAGAAAUCUGUCCAGCAGUGGUUGGUAAUUAUCCAGCACAAUGCCCGGCUGUAAAAGAAGUUAAAUGUUCGAAAACUAGUAUGGCACUCUGCACUUUCCAGUACAGUAUUUCUUUUUCUGUCUAAGACUGUUGGGAUCCGAAUGUUGCAGCAGACGUGUUUGGUUCAACCAGAUGGUGGGUUUGAACUUGAAGCCUUCUUAAUUUUAUUCCAGACCAGAAGUGUUGAUGUAAGAUAUGAUGGGUGUAUCCCAUGUAUCCGCCUGGUUCGUUUAUACAGUACUUCUUUGCAGUGCAUCCUUGGAUAAUAGUUUUCCAUUGUACAUCACUUAAACACUCAUGCCACAUCAGUGUGGCCAUGCUUGCUCUAGUCAGCACAAAUAAUCGGUGUGCUCAUCUUGUUUUUCUUUGUUUUGUGAGCAAGUAUGAUCUAUAUCUAUUGUACAGUACAUACCUUGUUUCGUUAUCACUGCCAAAUAUGGGCAAGUCAAACUAUAAGAGUAUUUUCAUCAGCACUGAAUAGAUGAAUGUGUAGUAUCUCUGUAUUUGUCAAUAGCUUGCUGUUGAGUGUGACGGGUCAGAUUAGUGAUGGUCUGAUGUUCUGAUAGCACUGAAUCCACUGUUCUUUUUUCUAACAAAGUUGGAAGAAAAAAGGAGUCCGUAGAAAGUGUCGGCGCUGGUUUCGCUUAUGUUAACAAAUACUAGUUCUUCUAGUGGCGGUGCUGAUUUUCUUUAGAUGAUGUCUGUUAUUUUAAUUGUCUAUUUUUGUGAACUAAUGAAGCUUGCUUUUGUUGGGCCAAGUCCCUCCGCAUGGAGGUGUGUUGGCAGCCCAACAUCAGCCCAUAAGUUCAACACAUGUCAGUCGUUGAUCCUCGCUGCAUCCAACGGUUGGGAGCGCUUUAAAGGAAAGGGAAGGGAAGCAAGAAAAAGAAAACCUAGGCACUCUAUCUUUGCUGGAGGUGGCUGUCAUUCGUGAAAGUGAGAAAGAGCAUACACAAAAGAGGAACACAACCUGUGAGAGAGAGGGAGAAGAAGUGGAGGUUUUGUCCAGGUUUGAUGCAUCUCAUAAGACAGUGUUCAAGCUAGUGAUUGGAGGCUCAAACGUGCUUGGACCGAUCUCAAACUUGGUGAGCUCGUUCCUUACUUUAGGUAGUUCGAUCUGGUUAGCUGGUUUGAGGAUUGGGUCAGUGGAGCAUCAGAUUUGAGAGUGGUUUUGUCAGCUCUGACUGUUGUAGUUUCAGAACAGAGUAAUUUUGGGAGACGAACAGUUUGGAUAGGCAAACGGUGUCCGAUUGAGCUGAAAUUAUGAGGGGAUCUCAGGAACUCGUGUGUCUACUUGUCUUUCAAAUUUGGUGCUAUUUGGUUCAGCGGUUUAAGAUCAGUUUGCAAAAUAUUGAAGGGGAUAGAAGUUGUGUGUACUCGGCUUUGCUGUAAUCUUGUCUCUUGUUGUUGUUGUUGUUGUUGUUGUUGUCGGUUGGCAAUGUGAAGAGUGUGUUGUAAAUAUCUCUAGAGGUUUUAAAGAAGAUUUUGUAUUCAUCA
Hordeum vulgare subsp. vulgare (domesticated barley) is the source of this 3598-nucleotide messenger RNA. RefSeq lists its product as uncharacterized. The coding region runs from base 31 to 1458 and encodes 475 amino acids. The record is from RefSeq and is a predicted model, not a curated record. The transcript has 2 exons. Lineage: Eukaryota; Viridiplantae; Streptophyta; Magnoliopsida; Poales; Poaceae.